UUACCCUGCUGAACUACACACAAUUUCCCACUUUUGAACUUCUUAGAUCCAAAAUUCAGCAAUGUUUUCGAAUGAAUCGUCGCGCACUUUGCCCCCACAGCCGCCGAAAUGUCCGUGCCACCUGCCAGAUCGGCAGGACUGCGGUGAGCAGAACAAAGAAAUGCACUUGAAGUACCGCCAACUGGACAUCGAAGACGUUACCGAUAGCGUGAUGAAGGUCAUGAGGAUCUGUGGUCUCCGGCCUUGGGAGGUCAAGCGCAGUGCGGGGGUCAUCAAGCGAUCCCUCCAACACUACGAAGAGGUCGUCCAAAGGAUCGACCGUAUCCCUCGAAAGCGAUUCGCCAAGGAGAGCUUUCUGCACGGAAUGGCCUACGAGGCACAGAUUUCCCGCAUGGAUGCCCAGAUGGCCUACGCCAUUGUGAAGCGGGCCUUUAAGGCCUUCUACCAUGGCACGGGUAUGGGGGGUCGUCGCUACUUCUGCCUGCAGGACAAGGUGACCCACGUGUCGGAGUGCCUUUGGUUGCAUGCCGCUCGACGCACGGCCCAGAUCCAUGCCGCCCUGGCCGGACUCAUGCACUCCGAGGAGCUGCUGUUCGAGGAGCGGAUCGAGUGCGUCUAUAAGAACCUAUACGACGUCCUGCAGACGCGAGUUCUGUGGGCGGACAACGUAACCUGCAUCUGUGGUCAGGGUACGGCCCCUCAGUCGCAUGUGGUCUCCAACACGGGCUCCUCGCAAACGACCCAGAUGGAGGUGCUCUACGCCAGGCACAAGAUGGGCGCCAGCAGUGCCCCCUCGAAGACCUCCACUCGGGCAGGGACCCAAAAGCCAUCGGCGGCUGUCAGCGCCGCCUCCUCGCGGCACAAUCACAUCCUGAGGAGGGGCGACCAGACCAUGUCCAAUAAGCGGACUCCGGUAAGCGGCAGCAGCACCACCUCGGCCAGCCAGCCCAAGUGCAACUGCCCGCAUCUGCGAUGUUGCCGGGAAUACGGAGAGGCCCGGGAAUCGCCGGAGAUCACGGCGGAAUGCAGCCAGGGACCGUACAUCUGCCGAUGGCUGCCCUUCACCGAGGAGGACGAGGAGUUCCCCGAGCACCGAGUGCCAUUCCCGCCCCUGGAGGUGGUGUGUCCACCUUGUCCCAAGGAGGAUCUGUCCUGCGACUCUGAAUGCACCUGUACCUGCCAGGUGUGCACCUGUCGGCCGGCCUUCGAUGAUGGGGCCGGUGAGCAGGAGGAGCAAAUGGGCGAGAAGUUAUCCAAGACGGGGCUGGAGGAUCAGGACACGGACUUCUGCUAUGUAGGUCCCUUCCGGGGGAGCAGUGUCGAAAGGAUGGCCAGGCUAAAGGAGAGGGAGAAGCUACUUGAGGUGGAGGAGGAGCUCGAGGAGGUCGAGGAGGAGCAGGAUAUCCAGUGCGGCUGCACCUGCGAGUACAAGCAGCAUGCCUAUCCACACCUUUUCACCUAUCUGACGCCCUUCAAGAUCAAGAAGGAGGCGGAGGAGGAGCCCCAGCCAAAGGUGGAGAAGGUGAAUCUGGUGGAGGAGAGUGAAAGUGAGGAUCUGCUGUCGAAGCCACCACCAUGUGGCGUAUCCCUGGACACCUAUCGCUGCUGGGUGAAGCCCACCUCCAGCAGCCACUCAAGUCAGCAGACGAAGCCACCACUCGUUGUGGUUCUGGGCGAAAAGGCAAAGCCUAAGUUUCAAAUCACGAUCAAGGAGCAGCAUCAUUCCAAUCAGAAGGCCUCUGCUCCGCCAGCACCUCCUCUUCCCAAGGCCCCUGUGCUGCCCAACAAGCCAGCUCCUACUCCCGCACCCGCAAAGCCUCCGGUAGCCCCCCAAAAGGCUGAGGAAAAGGAUGAAAAGCUCACCAAGGAGGACAUCCUAGACAUCAUUGGCUUGCGGUUUAGAUAGACGAAAAUGUCUGAAAUGAUUAUCCCACUGCUUUCUCAAACUGUCCUCUCAAGCUGAAUAUGCUUUGGUUAAUGUGUGUAAAAUUCCUUAUUAAAGU
This is a messenger RNA of Drosophila subpulchrella, 2003 nucleotides long. RefSeq lists its product as uncharacterized. The coding region runs from base 62 to 1906 and encodes 614 amino acids. NCBI's taxonomy places the organism in Eukaryota, Metazoa, Arthropoda, Insecta, Diptera, Drosophilidae. The transcript has 2 exons. The record is from RefSeq and is a predicted model, not a curated record.